Molecule: messenger RNA, 513 nt
Organism: Sinocyclocheilus rhinocerous
Lineage: Eukaryota; Metazoa; Chordata; Actinopteri; Cypriniformes; Cyprinidae
Product: plexin-A2-like
Exons: 5
Coding region: 1-513 (170 amino acids)
Biological process (GO): regulation of cell migration; semaphorin-plexin signaling pathway
Cellular component (GO): plasma membrane; semaphorin receptor complex
Molecular function (GO): semaphorin receptor activity; protein binding
Source: RefSeq, a predicted model, not a curated record
AUGGCCUUUUCCCAGGACAACAGCUACAUCUACGUCAUGUCGGAGAGACAGGUCACACGGGUGCCGAUCGAGUCCUGUGAGCAGUACGGCACGUGUGGAGAGUGUCUGAGCUCAGGAGAUCCACACUGUGGCUGGUGUGUGCUGCAUAACAUAUGUUCUCAAAGGGAUCGUUGCGAGCGUGCAAAUGAGCCGUACCGUUUCGCCGCCACGCUGAACCAGUGUGUGAAAGCCACAGUGUACCCAGACAGCAUCGCCGUGUCUGAACCCAGCGUUCCGCUGCUGGUGAAAGUGACAGAUGUUCCGGAUCUUUCUGCUGGAAUCACAUGCUCCUUCGGGAACCUGACGGAGGUUGAGGGCAGAGUAGAUGGGAAUCAAAUUCUCUGCACUUCUCCUGCUGCUAAAGAUGUUCCCAUCAUCCCCACAGAUCAAGUCCGUUCAUCCCUGUUACGAGGAGCGGAAACAGGUGGGAAGGAGGCAAGAGAAGAGGAAGUGGUGCUUUCGGGUCACGGCUGA